This is a messenger RNA of Mangifera indica (mango), 567 nucleotides long. RefSeq names its product polygalacturonase-like. The transcript is spliced from 4 exons. Gene Ontology annotation, molecular function: polygalacturonase activity. Gene Ontology annotation, biological process: carbohydrate metabolic process. The coding region runs from base 1 to 567 and encodes 188 amino acids. The record is from RefSeq and is a predicted model, not a curated record. Lineage: Eukaryota; Viridiplantae; Streptophyta; Magnoliopsida; Sapindales; Anacardiaceae.
AUGGUGUUUGAAGGUCCAUGCAAAGGUCCAAUUAAUUUUGCUGUGAAGGGAUUUGCGAAGGCUUCUGCUGACCUUUCAACAUUGUUGAUAAGAAAAUAUGGAUUGGCUUUCGAUACCUCAACAAACUUUACCCUCGCUGGAGGUGGAAUUUUCCUUGGCCAAGGACAAACUGCAUCACCUGGGGAUAGUCCCAACACUGAUGGAAUUCAUAUCGGGUCAUCAACUGGGAUUAAGAUUUAUGAUUCACUGAUAGGAACUGGUGAUGAUUGUGUAUCACUCAGUCCCGAAAGUGAAAACAUUCUUGUCUCCAAUGUCGUAUGUGGACCAGGACAUGGUAUUAGUGUUGGUAAUGCUGGCACCGACAAUGGUGUAAGAAUCAAGACAUGGCCCGACUCUUAUGAGGGUGUACUUUCCAAUUUCACAUUUGAAGACAUUGUCAUGAAUAAUGUCCAAAACCCCAUUGUUAUUGGUCAAGAAUAUUACCCAUAUAAUGCUUGUAACAAGAAGGUUCCCUCAAAGGUGAAGAUCAGCAGCGUGAAAUACAACAACAUUCGCGGCACUUUGUAA